UCAAGCUUGCCCAACACCGGAUGAGGUCGAGGAAAUCAGAGGGCUAAUGCUCACGAAGAUGGUAGGGGAGUAGGAGUUGAAAGAUGAUGACGAUAAGGAGAACGAGGAGGCAGCAAUGGACAAGGAAGGCAAUGAGGAGCAGGAGGAGGAGGAGGAGGAGAACGAGGACCUGAGGGAUGAGGAGGAGGAAGAUGAGGGAGACUCGGACUGUGGGAUGAAGGAGGAGAAAAAGCCGGAUGGAGGAAAAGGAAGAGCAAGUGGAAAGAGAAAACGGAAGUCCUCACCGAAGAGCAAGCAAUUCGUCGACUCCUCUGAUGAAGAGGUUAGGUCGCCAAAGCGCAAAAACUUGGGAAGAAUUGUGUCCUCUGAGGAAGAAGAAGAGGUGUUGGAGAGAGAGAUGGAGGUGUCGGAAGAAACUCCAAAAAAGAAGACCAGGAGGGCUCUCUUCACCUCACCAAAAUACAUGGAAGACACCGCGGCCAAAGACUCGGCCAGGGCUGAGCGGUUGAAAGCGCUUAAGGAGUGGAGGAGGGACCCACCAGAGGGAGGCGUCUCUUCAGUAACAGAGGCCCAAGAGGCCACACGUGGACUAUAG
Molecule: messenger RNA, 595 nt
Organism: Engraulis encrasicolus (European anchovy)
Lineage: Eukaryota; Metazoa; Chordata; Actinopteri; Clupeiformes; Engraulidae
Exons: 3
Coding region: 116-595 (159 amino acids)
Source: RefSeq, a predicted model, not a curated record